Messenger RNA from Oppiella nova, 627 nucleotides. Lineage: Eukaryota; Metazoa; Arthropoda; Arachnida; Sarcoptiformes; Oppiidae. The record is from the annotation of a GenBank genome assembly.
CUAAUAUAUUUUAUAAAACAUUAUAAAUAUAAUUUAAUAACAUUUCAUACGUUUCUAAUAUAAUAUUUAUACAAACAAUUAUUGUUUUAAAAAUAUAAUCUCGUUUAAAAUAUUUAAUUAAAUUUUUAUACAAAAUGAAUAAUGAAUUAAUUGCUAAUAAUGAACACAAACAUAAUAUUAGUGAUGAAACUAAUGACCCAAACGAUCGUCAAAUGUAUGAAUCAAAUCCAGUGACCAAUCGUAAGGAUAAUGUGGAGGCGUUGCCAUUGAAGAGCACGGAAACUGUGGACGGGUAUCAUAGACAAGAGGGUAAGAGUGUGAUUAAGGACUGUUUGAACAGUUGUGGAGCACUGACAUGUUUGGCAAAUUUGGCAGGACUGAGCGGUGGCUCAGUCUACGUGCACGACUGUCCCAAAAACCCAGCCAUUCCUUGUCACUUAAUGUGUUCAAUGCUCGAUACCCUGAUUAUAAUGACCCGGGCUCACUUAAUUACUGUCACCCUACACUAUAUUUAUCCGCAUAUUAUAUCUUAAUGAUAUUUGCGGUCAUAGGUUUUGUAUGUAUAGCAAUAGGAAUAACCUUUUGUUUCUACAACUUGUUAACUAAAAAUAAAAACUAAUAAUUCUG